Messenger RNA from Phialemonium atrogriseum, 879 nucleotides. RefSeq lists its product as uncharacterized. Gene Ontology annotation, biological process: regulation of transcription by RNA polymerase II. Gene Ontology annotation, molecular function: RNA polymerase II transcription regulatory region sequence-specific DNA binding; DNA-binding transcription activator activity, RNA polymerase II-specific. The transcript is spliced from 2 exons. The record is from RefSeq and is a predicted model, not a curated record. Lineage: Eukaryota; Fungi; Ascomycota; Sordariomycetes; Cephalothecales; Cephalothecaceae. The coding region runs from base 1 to 879 and encodes 292 amino acids. Gene Ontology annotation, cellular component: nucleus.
AUGGGGACAUACAAUGGUCGGAGGGGACCAAAUGUCUCGCAGUAUUUGCGGGAACUGAAUACCAUUCCCGCGCAGGACCCGCCUGCUGCCGACGAGGCCUUUGGCAUGGAGGACGAUCUUGCCAUGUUCACCAACACGCAGUUCUUCGACUUCGAUUCUGGCCAGAAUACGGAUUACAAUGCACCACCAGCCAAGCCUGACUCGGCCGAGACAACGCAGCGUCCGGACGAUCUCACAUCUCCGAACUCAGUCAUAGGCGAGUUUGGUGGCAUCGACUUUAUGUCAGGGGAAUUCAACCUGGGCGAUUUUGGAUCAGCCUAUACCUCACCGACCAUUCCUAGUUUCGCCGACACACUAGGAAAUCUGCAGCCAAUCCAGCCCAACCCUCAGACUGUCUAUCCGCCGCCCCCGGGCCCGCAGCACCAGGCCGGCUACGGUGUCCAGGCGCCGCGGAUAGGAGAGAAACACAAGCCCGAGACGCCCUCCCACGCCAGCCCGAAUCGCGCCCUCAGCUUUGAGGACGCCUCCCGCUUCGCCGCCGAGGAGGACAAGCGGAGACGCAACACCGCCGCCAGCGCCCGCUUCCGCGUCAAGAAGAAGCAGCGCGAGCAGGCCCUCGAGAAGUCGGCCAAGGAGAUGACCGACAAGGUCAACGCCCUCGAGGGCCGUAUCCAGCAGCUUGAGACGGAGAACAAAUGGCUCAAGAACCUCAUCAUGGAGAAGAACGAGGGCAACGAGGACGUCAUCAGGUUAUGGAAGGAGUUUGGUGCCACCAAGGAUUCCGACAAGAAAGACCGGGAUCCCCGAAAAUCGAAAGAAGACGUUAGAGACAGCGUGACGGUAGCGCGGCUGGAUGCCAAGGCUUUGUCCAAGGAGUGA